AUAUUUUGUUCUCGAAGAUUGGUAAUCAGUUAUGCCUGAUAUCACGUUUUAUGUGCUGUGAUUUAGAGUGAUAGACAUGGCAAACAAUUGGAACCCUCAAUAAGACACAUUAAAAUUUUAUAGAAUUGAAAAAAAUAACCCAUAAAAGUAGGCAACAAUCCAUUAUGUACAGGAUAUAAGAAAACAGAGCUCACUAAGGAGUGAAGUUCCCUAGGUCGCAUUCUGACUAAAGAGGCCUGCUCUGGACCGGCACUUGGGAUUGAGAACGGUCGGAUUGAAGCUGCUCAGAUGUCCCAGUCUUCCUAUGCGGAAGAUAACCCUAUCUACGGCCCAGACCGCGCGCGGCUCAAUAUUCCCUCGACUCCCUAUGGCGCUCAGCUCAAGGCUAGUGACAGUGAUGGGGGCUGGUUCAAGAUCGAUCUUCUCAACACUCACGUGAUCACAGCGUUUGCGAUGCAGGGAUACGGCUCAACUGGUUCCGCGGCGCGUGUCACAUCGUUCCUUAUUUCCUCGUCCAAUGAUGAUGCCGCAUGGUUGUCUGUAGCUCAUACACAUGGUUCUCCCAAGAUUUUCCCUGGCAACACCGACAACACCGGGAUUUUGAAGACUACCUUCUCUCCGCCUGUGAUUGGUCGGUACUUCAAGAUCACCACAAAGACCUGUUCUGUUUACUGCUCCUUCCGAUUGGAAAUCUACUGCUGUGUCAAGAUUUAAAGAGCCCUGCUCAGCCACACAUUUAAUAUUGAUUUUAUUAAAAACUGAAAGGCAAAUGGUCAUUUAGGGUUAUACUACAUUUACCAGAUAUUGAAAACACCAAAGUAGUUUCCCAAAUUCUGCAGGUGAACAAAAUAUAUCGUUUUUAACAUUUGGAAAAUGGGGGCCGACAGCUUUUUUCUUUGCAAAAAGUUCCUGAGCAGCUCACUAAGAACGACAGAGAAGCACUUUUUGAAUGGGUGCUAAUUCCAUAUUUCACGCCCUAGUGUUGGCGUUCAGAAAGGGGCGAUAUUUGGUUAUGAACACCGAUACGGGAGCAUUUGCCAUUUGUUUGCGGUGCAUUUUCCGUGACUAGAGAAGCAGACACAUUGAAAUAUUGUCAAAGGUAAAGGUUUUAAGUGGGAUCUAAUUCCACACUUCGAGCUAAGGUUCCUCUGUUUUUUGUUGUUGUUCUUGUUGGAUAAUACAGAUCACCCCAACUUAUUUAGAUUACACAAAGCAGCAUUGAUUAUUCGAUAGCUAUUUCAACAAUAGGGUAAAAACUUGGUCACGGGGAUUGGAGUUCAAAACUGAUAAAUCACUCUACUGCAUUGAAUAUUACAUAAGCAUGCAUUGAAUAUUGCUUAAAGCAUGCAUUGAAUAUUACCUAAGUAUGCAAUGAAUAUUAAAGAUAAUUUCUAUCUGAA
Molecule: messenger RNA, 1400 nt
Organism: Nematostella vectensis (starlet sea anemone)
Lineage: Eukaryota; Metazoa; Cnidaria; Anthozoa; Actiniaria; Edwardsiidae
Product: lactadherin
Exons: 3
Coding region: 289-714 (141 amino acids)
Source: RefSeq, a predicted model, not a curated record